Molecule: messenger RNA, 426 nt
Organism: Solanum stenotomum
Lineage: Eukaryota; Viridiplantae; Streptophyta; Magnoliopsida; Solanales; Solanaceae
Product: two-component response regulator ARR22-like
Exons: 2
Coding region: 1-426 (141 amino acids)
Biological process (GO): phosphorelay signal transduction system
Source: RefSeq, a predicted model, not a curated record
AUGUCUUCAUGUGCUUCAUCUUCAAAGGGAAAGAGAAAGUUGAAUGAGGUGAAAAAGCUAAGUGUGCUUAUUGUGGCUGAUGAUGAUAUAUCUCAAAAUUCAUAUAUAUUAUGUCUUCAAAAUUUUGGAGUGGAGACAUUAGGAGUAAGAAAUGGAUUUAUGGCAUUCAAUAUUCAUGAUAAAACACAAAUGCGUUUUGAUUUAAUCCUAAUGAGCUCAACUAUGCCUAUUAUGGAUGGUAUCAAGGCAACAAAAAAGCUUCGAUCGAUGGGGAUUACUACGAUGAUUGUGGGAAUAACAACUCCAGAUGACAAUGAAGAAUAUUGCAAAGAAUUUAUGAAUGCUGGACUUGAUGAAUGCUAUGAGAAGCCAUUAACUAAGGAAAUACUUCAGAGUCUUGUUGAGAAAAUUUCCAACAAAGUUUAA